AUGCCCCCUAUGGCCCCUUUGUGGUCCGUCAGACCAGCUCUACUAGGUGUGGGCAGGAUAUGCUCCAUAACCUCUUCUGUGUCGCUCAUAUAGAAUUAGCCCUGUAGAUUUAGCCUUUAGCAUCGAUGUUCAGGUCUCUCUGACAAAACCCUCCAAAUCUUCUGCGCGUGUACACACACAACCACACACACCUCAUGUUUCUUUAGCAGUCUGGGUGUUGUGCAGGCGAAGAGAAACAACGCUGGCAGAGACGACCUGAGUGCGGCUACAUGUGUGACCAUUUACUCGCGGCUUCCCACACGGCCUUAGCUAACAGCUAGUUCCAUUAGGCGGACUUUCAUCACUCUUUUCGCCCUCGAUUGUUUUGUUUUUUUGCGGCAGCUUCAGAUCAACUUGUUAAGGAUUUAACUUUUUGUGUACUUGCUAAAAAGGACACUUUUAUUUUUUUCCUCAAAGACACUUCCUUUAGCCACUUUUGCUAACUCUAAAUAAGCUUCGGUUUUUUAUUUUAGCUGGAUCUCAUAAAUCACGAUGUGGGAGUUCCGCUCUAUGAUGUUCUGGCGGGCAGUGUUCGCUGAGUUUUUCGGCACCAUGUUCUUCGUGUUCUUCGGGAUGGGCGCAGCGCUACGCUGGACCUCCGGGCCGUACCAUGUCUUCCACACCGCCCUCUGCUUCGGUUUUGCUGCUGCCACGUUCAUCCAAUCCAUCGGCCACAUCAGUGGAGGACACAUCAACCCAGCCGUCACCUUCGCCUACUUAGUCGGCUCUCAGAUGUCCUUUUUCCGAGCUUUCUUCUACAUCUGCGCUCAGUGCCUGGGGGCCAUGGCAGGAGCCGCGGCCCUUUAUGGAGUUACACCCAACAACAUGAGAGGCACACUGGCACUUAACACGCUGCAGCCCGGCAUGAGUCUCGGCAUGGCGACUACAGUGGAGGUGUUUCUCACCUUGCAGUUGGUGGUUUGCGUUUUCGCCGUGACAGAUGAGAGACGAAACGGCCGUCUGGGUUCUGCCGCUCUGUCUAUUGGCUUCUCUAUCACCAUGGGCCACCUGAUGGGGAUGUACUACACUGGAGCUGGCAUGAACCCAGCUAGAUCUUUCGCUCCUGCUGUCAUCACAAGGAAUUUCAUCAACCACUGGGUGUAUUGGGUGGGACCUAUGAUUGGUGGCGCUAUGGGUGCCAUCCUGUAUGAUUUCAUGCUGUUUCCCCGUAUGCGGGGUCUCUCCGAGCGGCUAGCCACUCUCAAGGGCAGCCGAUCCUCAGAGGACGAGAACCAGCAGGAGACCCGCGGGGAGCCCAUCGAGCUGAAGACUCAAACCCUAUAAACCUGCUAAGAACCUGUGGACCGAAAUCUGGCUCUACCUCACUGGACCAUCUCGCCGCCUCAAGAAACAGUCAAUACGCCUCAGUUAAUAAAAUCCCGCGCUGAGGGUGGCAUAUCCUCGCUAAAAUCAUUAAGGGAGAUGAAUUGAGUACACUAUUUUGUUUAGUAUUCUAGGUUUGUUGCUGAUAUUAAUGCAGGGCAGGGGGCGGAGCUGAGGCAGGGUUCGAGUGGAUGUGGGCGGGGCUAGAGCUGUUUAUUUAGGCAUGCUUUUCACUUUUCAUCUGACUUCACUUUCACAAUUCAUUUUCAGUUUCGUUUUCUACAACACCAAGAUGUGGAUGUAUGCAACUUAACCAGGGUUUCACACUUUUUACUUUUAAUUUCACGUGGGUGUGCAAGUGAGUGCAAAUGUGUGGGUAAUUUUGUGUGUGUGAGGGAGAGCGUGCCCAGGUAGGCCCUAUGUACAUGUGUUUAGCUUGCGCAUGAUGAUCAAGUGUAUGUGUGAGUGUGUCUGUCAGCUGAGCAAUUCUUUUGGGUUUUUAUCAUUACAGCUCACUCGUGUUUGUACCAUGCUUAUGUUUUUCUUUCUUUCUUAUUUUUACGGGACCCGAAGACACCCCAAACUGUCUUUGCAAUUGCUUCUCAAGUUUACAGUGUCUGUGUUGCCUUUCAUUAAAUCUUGUUUGAGGAUAACAUCCAUGACUGGGCAAAAAAAGCAAUAUGAAUCAUAUUUGAAUGCAAAUAAAUACAUGAAAAAGAAAGAGUGUUUGUAU
This is a messenger RNA of Sinocyclocheilus grahami, 2095 nucleotides long. RefSeq names its product lens fiber major intrinsic protein-like. Bases 532 to 1323 code for a protein of 263 amino acids. Gene Ontology annotation, molecular function: channel activity; water transmembrane transporter activity. Gene Ontology annotation, biological process: water transport; transmembrane transport. Lineage: Eukaryota; Metazoa; Chordata; Actinopteri; Cypriniformes; Cyprinidae. The record is from RefSeq and is a predicted model, not a curated record. The transcript is spliced from 4 exons. Gene Ontology annotation, cellular component: plasma membrane.